UUUAGCUUCCUCAUCCCAUUUUCCAUUUGUAGUAUUCGCAGAAAUAGAAACUCUUCACUUUGCUCUCUCUCUCUCUCUCUCUCUCUCUCUAAGCUCUUGAUUUCAGUGUUUUGAAGUGGGUGACAGUUUGAAUGGUGUUCAAUCACUGAAAGUUGGGAAGAAGAGGUGGUCUGAUUGAUCAAAUCUCAGUCUUUGGAUUUUGUGUUUAAUUUCGGUUAAUUAACUGUUUCUUGGCUGAAGAUUUGCUGGGUUGAAGCUGAUAUUUGAAGCUGAAAACGGUGUUUUUGAGUUCAAGUGAGAGCUGAAUUCGAUUCGUGUUCUCGCUUUGAAUCUACGAAACGAAGUUUGGUGAGUUGUUUGGAGUUGAAAUUGGUGAGAUUUGAGCUAUGUAUGGUGUUGGAGGCUCACAGGCAAUUUCCAGUGACUCGAAUCUCUUGUUUUCGUCUACUUUAAAGCAUUCAGAUGGAGAAUUCGACAAGAACAGAGAGUUCGUGAAUUCAGAUCUAUAUCAUCAUCAUCAAAAUCAAAAUCAAAAUCAUCAACAGAAUCAGCAGAGCUCUGGUCUCAUGCGGUACCGUUCAGCGCCGAGCUCGUUCCUGGCAAGCCUCGUCGAUGGCGGUGGUGCCGAGGAUUUUGUGAAUCCUCAUCAAUCACCGGUUCCUGAAUCGGAAUCCAUGUUUUUGAGGUUCAUGUCCUCCAAUGGCGCCGUUGAUUCUACGCCACAGGAUCUACAAUAUCCGACGGUUAUUAUUAAGAACGAGGUACCAGAACAUGUAAACCAGUAUUCCACUACUUCAACACAGAUGAUUUACCAAACAUCCCCAGAUCAUCAUCAUCAGAAUAGUGAUUCGUUGUGUAGUCAGACGAAUCUAGAUGGAUUGUAUAAGGUUGGAAAUGGUGGUACAGUUAUGGAGAAUCAAGUGCAGGGAAAGAUUAGCAGCGCCAAUUGCUCGAAUCUUAUCAGACAGAGCAGCUCUCCGGCGGAGCUUUUCUCUAACCUGAGCGUUGAAAAUGGGUUUGCUGUUAUGAGAGAUGUUGGAAAUUUUAGAGUGAGUAAUGGAACCAAUGGAAAAGCCAGUCCAACUAAGAGGUUGAAUUACAAUAUAAACUUCUCAUCUGGGCCGUCUUCGUGCUCGAGAUUCAUGCCUCAGAUUGCUGAAAAUGGAAAUGAAAGCAGUAGUAGUCCAGAGAAUGGGCAGUUGGGGAAUGGUAAUAGCAGUAAUGGAUUUUAUGUACCCAGCUUUCAAAAUGUUCCUUGGAAUGAGUCUGGUUUCACUGGCCUGAAGAGGAAAAGAGACGGUGAAGAGAACUUCUCUGGUUUCAAUGCAUUGGAAAGUCAGGAUGGGGACUCUAGAAUUUACACUACUGGUUUGACUCACCAUUUGAGCUUGCCAAAAACUUCCGCUGAGAUGGCCGCCGUAGAAAAGUUCCUGCAAUUCCAACAAGAUUCUGUCCCUUGUAAGAUCAGGGCCAAAAGAGGUUGCGCCACACACCCACGAAGCAUUGCAGAGAGGAUGAGAAGAACACGAAUUAGCGAAAGAAUGAGAAAACUGCAAGAGCUUUUCCCAAACAUGGACAAGCAAACAAACACGGCAGAUAUGUUAGAUUUGGCAGUUGAGUACAUUAAAGAUCUUCAGAAACAAGUCAAGACACUCACGGGCACUCGGGCAAAAUGCACGUGUUCAAGUAAGCAGAAACAACUUUCAAAUUCCACUGUGUGACUUGCUUGUGUACAGAUAAAAAGGGAAAGAUGGAAAGGAAAAAGACAGCAAAGCUAACUAAUCCUUUGCAGUCCAUUGAUAAAUGAUAUGUGGGACUGAAACAGAAAGCUUGUGUUAUCUUUUUAUCGAACAACCCAGAUCAAGUAGAUUAACCAUCCCACCUAUAAUUCUACUUGUAUAGCAAUAAUAUGUAGCCCAUGCUUAGAUUGUACCUUAUUUUAUGGAAUUUUGAAUGCUUAGUUGAGAGGUUCAACCAACUUGAAAUGAUACUUGCCAAGAGAGAGCCUAGUGUAGAUGUUGUGCUGAUUGUAAAAAUAUGAGUUAGCUAGAAACUUGAGAUGGGAUAAGAUGAUUACUUUUGUGAAUUAUAUCGCGCUAGUAUUGUGCCAAUAUAUGGCUGUACCGAAGAA
Messenger RNA from Camellia sinensis, 2131 nucleotides. RefSeq names its product transcription factor bHLH130. NCBI's taxonomy places the organism in Eukaryota, Viridiplantae, Streptophyta, Magnoliopsida, Ericales, Theaceae. Gene Ontology annotation, biological process: regulation of transcription by RNA polymerase II. Gene Ontology annotation, cellular component: nucleus. The record is from RefSeq and is a predicted model, not a curated record. Gene Ontology annotation, molecular function: protein dimerization activity; DNA-binding transcription factor activity, RNA polymerase II-specific; RNA polymerase II cis-regulatory region sequence-specific DNA binding.